AAAAUGUUGUGUUUUGUUUGUGCCUGGAGAAAUUUUGUGGCAUGAACUCUAGCUGCACUGUACUCCUCAUUGCUGCUUGUCUCAAUUUAUGCAGAUGCUGGUGGAAAGUAAAAAGAUAAAGAACAUGGAUUAUAAAUCAAAUGCCUCUUGAUGUACGCCAUCGGUACAGCAGUCGGCAGGUUCCCUUGGCUGGUAACGCCACACGGCCCAAACACCAAAGAGGAGUACCGGAGGAGUGUAUCUCCUUCAUUGCAAUUGCUUACUCCCGUGUGUUCAAUGUUUUCAUCGAAUAAUUGACAAUUAUUUUUGAUUAUGUGAGGGAAUUGAAAAUUUCUGAGAGUUCUGAGAUGAUAAUCGACGACUGUUGGGUGAAAAUGAUUGGAGAGUGUGGGGGACAACUAUUCAGGGAAUUGACUGUGGAUUUUUAGGCCGGGCGAAAGGAACUGUAGAGAGUUGAUAGGAUUAUCCAAGAACCCAGAGAAAAAAUUGGAACCAUUACCAUGGCUAAGUAAGUUGCGUCAUUAUGAGGUGAUGAUGGAGUGCUAAGGGGAUUGAGGAAGUUCUUUUGGGGGUUUCGAGAUCUUGCAUGAAUUUCUACAUGUCUCUCUUCAAUUCUUUGAUCUUCAUUAAGGAUAAUGCUGAUUAUAAAGUUGUGAUAUUAAUCCUGGGCUUCCUUCUCUCCAGAGAAAUGAUGAUCGUCUUCAUCUACGAUACGACUCGCUGUCGAAAAGAGGAUGAUGACCCGGCAGAGGCAGUUCUUUACUUUCACCCCGCCUGGGUCUCUGUAACCCAGCGUCUGGCCCUCGUCGGCCAGCUGAUGGGUGUCCAUCAGUUCCUCUCAACGUCCUUUUCGCCACCAACUCUGGUUGCCCUGCAGGGUGGUAAAUUCGUCCUGAAGAAAUUCAACCACUAUAUUUUGGCAAUCGGCACUGACCGCAACAUCCAGGACUGGAUUUUGGAGCGUCGAGGGGACUUCCUGGAGCAAAUUCUCAAAUUCUUCCACUGCGACCUCGACACGAUAAGCCACUCUCUCAAUAACGAUAGAAACAAAUUUGCGGAAAAACUGUAUCAGAUGCUGGAAACAUACCUUCCAAUUCUACAGUACAACGCGAGCCUCUUCUCCUCAAUACCAAUGAUAAAACUCCCAAAAAGCGCAAGCAACGUCUUCUUGGAGUCCCUGCAGCUCCUCCAAUACUGUCAGGAGACCCAGGGUAUUGUUGGCGGGGCAAUGUUUUUCAACAACAAAGUAGUAGUGACCCAGCUGACCCCAGACCUCACAAAACAACUAGUGAUAACAGAUCCUUACAGGAUAAAAGCUCCAGCAGACAGGAUUCCCACAGACUUCCAUCUGCCCCUAGGUGUUCAGCUGUUGAGGGUUUACGUGCAAAGAAGGCAGGACGAUCUCCCAAAGAGCCAUAAUCCCAUCAACGACAAUCAUAUCAGCAAGAAAUACAAGAAAUCAUCUUUGACGAGUUGUGGAAUGAAACGUGAUACUUCCAGGAUAUUCACAGUCCCCGAAGAAGGAGAGGCUGAGCCCAUAGACAAUCCUGAUAACCCUCCGCCUCCACCAACAAUCAGGCGAGGCUCUCUCCCAGUUAAACAGGAAUUUAGAUCUAAGAAUCGAAUGCAGCAUCCCCUGACUCCUAGUGUCUGCUCAACUCCUCUGAAGGACAUUAAUCGAGUUCUCCAUGAAACAGCUGUUUUGAUUUGCAGCACAGGAGAUGAAUCAGAGAAUCUUCCUCUUGAGGAGUCUGAGGAAGGCCCUGGGAACAUUGACGACAUUCCAGACGUCGUAAAAGAAGCCCUCAGGUGCAAGAGGCUGAAUAAAUUGAGAUCUGGUGGGCUGGACCCCGAAAAGAAAUUCAAGAAGAUAGCCUGGAGUAGGAAGAGCUCCAGCGUGGCAGAUUUAGAGGAAAUUGAGUCCUGGCUUACCCCAGACGACCAUCCAAAACGAAGGGAGCACUUCACAACAAUAACAGAUCCCUGCUAUCCAGUAUUCAAGUUUGAUGGAUCACCAGUAUCACAGGAUCUGUAUGAUUAUUAUAUAUCUAGUCAUUACCAGGAGCUUGUUAAAAUCCAGAAGGUCUCUAAAGAUGUCUCACAGCCACUAAUGCAACCAUCAAAAGCUAACGCGAUGGAUUCAAUUCAUCUGAAAGAUUUUGACGUCAUGAUCUCCAAUAGUCCACCUCCACUAGACGUAAAGCUUAGUGAAGUCAGGAAGAACCGUCAGGAGACAUGCAAAAGGUCGAUGAGUCUUCCUUUGAAAAGUCUCAAUGCUCCAGAUGAGGCCCAAGAUCCAAGGAACUCGGCGUCAGAGGGGGUUUCUUUUGAAAUGCCCAUGAAGAAGAAGCUCGAGGGGCUUCAAUUGACGCCACUCAUGUCCAAGCUGAGUCUGCUGGCAAAUGAUGAUAAGACCAGUGGCUUCUGUAGCAAAGAGACAACGCCAAGCGAGUACUAUGAUCUGUCCACAUUAUCCAGUAGAUUAACCAAACAUAAUAAUGACGAUGAGGACUUCUGGGUGGGUGAGAGGGAGCCUGGAGCCCUGGAGAAGGCUGAGCUCUUCAUCUGUGGGCAUCAGAACAUGGUGAUGGUUCUGCUGAUGGAGGAUACUACUGGAAAUAAUCCAGAAUUGAUUCAUAAUCUUUGGGAAACAUGUAUGAAUCACUUGGGAAGACUGGAGACAAGGCUGGCACAUUGCAUGGAGCCUAUGCCCUGUAGUCAGCACAAGGAUCUCUACUCAGUUCUCAGUAUUGAUCCCGAGUGGGAUACCUUACAGAGAUCAGGGCUGUGGGGUGUCAGUGAAUUGGAGAUCGUGGGGAAGAUUCACGAUAGAUUCAAAAAGGGAAGGAAUCUUACUGACGUCAUUGUGAGAACUGAGGAUACUGUGGUAUAUGGCAAUCAGUGCGGCAGGACGGAAGUUUUUUAUCAGCAAGGAGUAGGGAGUGGUGGAUCCGGUGGACUGCCCACACCGGCGGAUCUCAUGGGAGUUGUGCCGUUGAAGGCGAAGAGACGGCUAGAACGAGAUCAUGGGAUUGUGAUUUUAUAAAAGAAAUUUGUACCAAAGGUUGUUCUUGUCGUUGUUGAGUUAACUCAUUCCAUUGCACCUCUUCGCUACCUGACGUAUUUUCGAUUCUUAUAUUUAUAAAACUAAAUAAAGGCAAAGGACGCAUUUAUUUUGAAUUCAGAGGAACACGAAAAUUCUUCUGAGGAGAAGCCACCAGUUGGCUUCACAUUUGUAAAAAUUGAGGCUACUGGUGGACGACUAUGAGACCCUGUUCUGCACCGAGGACAUUACCCCAAAGCCAUCUCUAUGAGACAUCGAGGAAGAUCCUCAUCUGUGGAUAUUAGAACAUGGAAGACGAACAUAAACCAUCUGCAGAAAUUGGGCAUGUGCAUAAAGUACUGAGAUUUUUUUAUCUGCAGCGGGCUGCUAACAUCAGCUGCUUAUGGGAGAGGCCUUGUUAAAGGCGAAUACAAUGCCAAAACGGCAUCAGCAGUGUAAUUUCUGAAAGGAAGAUAGUGCCAAAGGUCGUUCUUGCUAUUAUUGAGCUGAAGUUGAGUUGAAUCAAUACUUUUAGCGCUUCAGCAGGUCCACUCAGUUUUAUUAAUCCGUAUUUUUAUAAAAAAAACCCCCGACGAAUGAUAAACAAAAUGACAAAACCAGGUGAACUAAUAAGACCACCUACACCGACAAGGGCUCUAGGCCCCUCGCUGGCCAGUUCCUGGCGUUUGAUCACCUGAAAUUCUGGGUCGGGAACGCCAAGCAAGCUGCUGGCUACUACAUUGCUCGUUUCGGUUUCGAGCCCCUGGGGUACC
Molecule: messenger RNA, 3816 nt
Organism: Diachasmimorpha longicaudata
Lineage: Eukaryota; Metazoa; Arthropoda; Insecta; Hymenoptera; Braconidae
Product: 4-hydroxyphenylpyruvate dioxygenase
Exons: 4
Coding region: 587-3046 (819 amino acids)
Biological process (GO): melanosome assembly; protein targeting; L-tyrosine catabolic process
Cellular component (GO): lysosomal membrane; Golgi membrane; cytoplasmic vesicle
Molecular function (GO): guanyl-nucleotide exchange factor activity; 4-hydroxyphenylpyruvate dioxygenase activity; small GTPase binding
Source: RefSeq, a predicted model, not a curated record